UGCGCUCGCUCUGGCUCACUGGGCUCACUGGAUCGUGCGCCGAAUCAGCUGUUAUAUGAUUAAUCAGAUUAAGAUUAGUCAAUGCAAUAGCUGAAAUUAAUCGUAUAUGGCAGGAGCAACCAACAGAAGAAUUUUUGUGUGUUUUUCUUUGUCGUGCCGAUAUAAUUUACGUACUGCUUUCAAAGCGAGGACACACUCGUUUUAUCCCGAUUAUGUGUGUUAUCAAUGGGGAAACGUGUUGGCUGUGCAAUGCCGUACCUUCAUGCGUUUACCAGGUGCUGAGAAUACAAAAAAGUAUUCUGGAAGAAAGUUAGUAGGGUAUUCAAUGCAGCAGAUGUAUUCAGUGGUAUCUGAUGUUGAAAACUACAAGAACUUUGUUCCCUUUUGCAAAAAGUCAUAUGUAUUUCAUAGAAAACCUGGACAUCUGAAAGCAGAUUUAGUAAUUGGAUUUCCACCCAUAGUGGAAAGUUAUACUUCGAGUGUCACAAUGGUGAAGCCUCACCUUGUAAAAGCUGAUUGUACCGAUGGUAAAUUAUUUAAUCACUUGACUACAACAUGGAAAUUUAGUCCUGGCUUAUCAACAAAUCCCCAAUCAUGUGUAAUAGAUUUUUUUGUCUCAUUUGAAUUUCGAUCUGUCCUACACUCUCAGCUGGCACACAUAUUUUUUAACGAAGUUGUACGACAAAUGGAAAAUGCUUUCCUAGAAGAAGCAACAAAUCGGUAUGGUAAAGCAUCUGUGAAAACUAGACAACUGGGAACCUUGCCUGCAAGUUGAUCAUGACAAUUAAUAGUGUUAAAUUGUAAAUAUUUUUGUUUUUAAUAAAAAAAUACUAAUCUUAAUUCUGAAAUUGUAAUCUUUACAGAAACCUGAGAAUAGUCAUUGCAAACACCUCUACUUUUUCUAAAAACUCAUUGGCUUAUGUGGAUAAAGUGAGCAACACUUUUGAGUGUAAAAAUUUUUCACUGAGAAAGACCAGAAUUUUCCAUAUAAAUGUAAGGUAGUUUGUCCUUGGCCUUUAUGUUCUCAAAGAAAAUUAUCAUUUUUAUGACAUCAGUGUGUGUUGGAUGGCACAUAAUGAAACUCUGAUUUCAAGCUGUUAAAAGGAAUUAAGGCCUGUUCGUGAAGUUUCAUUAUCAGGUUACAAUUUUUAAAUGCAUUGAGGUCUUAAACAAAAUGCAAUAUAUCCAAGAAAACAUUUCUUUGAAUCAAUGUGAAAAAGUAUUGUCUUUUAGAUUUUCUUUUUUUUUUUGUAAAUU
Molecule: messenger RNA, 1257 nt
Organism: Gryllus bimaculatus (two-spotted cricket)
Lineage: Eukaryota; Metazoa; Arthropoda; Insecta; Orthoptera; Gryllidae
Source: the annotation of a GenBank genome assembly